This is a messenger RNA of Wallemia ichthyophaga EXF-994, 2847 nucleotides long. RefSeq names its product FAD-linked sulfhydryl oxidase ALR. Bases 1 to 2847 code for a protein of 948 amino acids. The record is from RefSeq and is a predicted model, not a curated record. Gene Ontology annotation, cellular component: mitochondrion. NCBI's taxonomy places the organism in Eukaryota, Fungi, Basidiomycota, Wallemiomycetes, Wallemiales, Wallemiaceae. Gene Ontology annotation, molecular function: flavin-dependent sulfhydryl oxidase activity; flavin adenine dinucleotide binding. The transcript is spliced from 4 exons.
AUGAACCACUCGAGUCCUUACUCAAAAACUCAAAAUAAAAAAAGGAGAUCGACUGGUUUUAGCUCUUUUUAUAAUUUAAUUUCAUCUCCCUUCAAAUCGAGUUAUAGAGAUGGCACUGGUGAUGGUGAUGGUGAUGGUGAUGGCUCCGGCGAUGCUCACGGCUCCGGAGACAAUCACGGAGAUGGCCUUAAAGAUGCCCACAUUGACUCACCAAUGGAUAUCGAGGAACUAGGCGCUCAUCCCACUGAAGAUCUCAUCGACUGGAGACAGCCAGAUGAUUCACAGCAAACCAACAACCUGCUAUCCAACUUUUUUAAAGACAAGGGGAACCGCUCACUCACCUCUGAGGAAGCCGUUCAAUGUUUCAAAUUGAUCGGCAGCUCAAUCCAACAACCUCCACUCGACCAAUCACAGAACAUCCCCUCCGUCGCCCUAUUCUCUCCAGGCACUUCCACUACCCCCACACGCAAACCACAAACUAGCUCUGUUAACGCUUUCUUAUCCCCUGCCCGUUCUAACCUCUCCCAGAGAAGCAGCGUAAGUUCGAGAAACUCCAGACAAAGCCUCGGUGGUUCUUUAUCUGCAAGGAAGAGACCUAUCUACAUGGGCGCUGGUUUCGGCAGCCCAUCCCAAUCAAAUAGAAGAAACAGCUCAAGCUCGUUGGAAAAUGUAGGCAGAUCCAUCGGCGUUGGUUCAUCACUCCCCAUCGACACGGGCAAGAGGCGCAGAACUGAUGAUUCAAACGCAGACUCAAAACAACAACAGCAGCAGCAGCAGGUAGAAAACAAAAAACACCAGCAAUCACAACCAAAACUCACUUCCACUCCUUCAAAAUCGUCCCAUUUGAGUGUUCCACGGUUUUCUAAACCCGCUACCGUCGUUCGACCCUCUCCACUCCGUCAAGUACAAACGGCUGAAUCUCAAUCAUCUCAAUCACCCUCACCUGAGAAAAGCAAGCAGAGAGAGGAUCACAACACACCUUCAAAGCUCAGUAGUAGAGCUGCUGAUGCUGUUUUGGGUGUUUUGGGUGAUGAACCUGUUUCUAACAAACCAUCAAAUGAGACCAUCAACCCAUACCAAAAUAACAACCCUGUCGCUCGUAUUUCUAAGUCUCGUACACCUCGACCAUCUAAGCUGCGUGAUUCUAAUUCUAGGAAGAGUGUUGCUCCCGAGAAGAAGACUGAUGGAGAGAAAUCAGAAGAAAACAAAGGUGCAAACGUAAGCGCACUCGAUCUGAUCGAACAGACAGAUCCAUCCAAAAACAAGAGAAAAGCUGACGAGAACGAGUUGCAGAAAGGUUCAGCGACAUCUAACGACCUGAGCAAACCCUCCUUUGAUAAAGCUGAAGGUCGUUCGCAGCCUGAAACGGGAGCAUUCGGUCCACUCGCAGCUAAAGCCGAACCAUCACCGAAGAAGCAGGCUUUAGAGAUGCAGUCAACCGAUCGCGCUUUCGGACAGACACAGCCACAAAAUAGCUCACUCGCUCAAUCACAUUCCUCUCAGCCGAAGCCUACUUUCGCCUCGUCUGUGCAACCAACUCCACCCUCGCCUAAGCCACCUGCAAAAACCACUGAAACCAUAGACAUCGACAGUGACAGUGAUGUAGAUGUAGAUGGUGAGAAAGAAGAGGAUGUCGAACAGGAGAAGGAAGAAGAGAGUGACGAAAUGGAACACGACGAACUGGAACAAGACGAAGAGGAGAUGGAUGAAGUGGAAGAAGCAAAAGAUGAAGAGCCAGCCAAGGCAUCGGACGAUGAUAAGGAACUUGAAGAGGAUCAAGUGAAGAAGGGUAAAGCACAACCUCAACCAUCGCAAUUCCCAUCUUUCCCCUCAUUCUCAACUGCAGCUAAGGAAGCGCAAGUGAACAAGGUUGAAGGUGAAGCGAAAGACAACAAGAGCUCCACAUUUGUCAACAUUUUCCCAGCUUCGACACCAACACCAGAAUCAUCAACCACAGCCACAACCGCAACUACACCACCUCCACAAGACGCCAAGGACAAAGCACAAUCUAAAGCAGUAUCGGAGAUACCUUCAUUUACUUUCAACUCGCUGCUUAAUAUCCCAGUGAGCAAGAUAGCACCCGGGCUGAAGGAGAAGGUGGAAGCAGUACCAUCCAUCUCCUUUGCCAUAAGGGUAGACGAGCAGCCGUCAACAGUAUCAGCCACACCAGCCACACUCAACCCCCUCUGGGCAGCGGCUAAGCAAGGCGGGAAUGAGAGGAGCUGCAGUAUAUGCAUGUGCAAAUCGCCAAGCAGCGCUGGAAAUAAUAUGGAAAUUGGUGCGGAUGGGAAGCCAUGCAAGGUGUGCAAUUCGUUUAAAAGUUGGUCCAAGCAGCAGAGAAAAGGGGGAAGUGGGAGUAGUGGGAGUAGUGGGAGUGGGAGCAACAUCACCAACACCAACAACACCAACAACACCAACAACACCAACAACACCAACAACACCACCAACAACACGCAAACCCAAAGCAAUAUCCAAAAACUAGCCCAACCAACACUAGCAGACAAAUUCGGGUGUCCAGUCGACGCAGACCAACUCGGUCGGCAGACAUGGACAUUCCUACAUACAGCGGCAUCAUACUACCCCCACACAGCCAGUAUAAGUGAGCAAACUCAGAUGAAGAAUCUAAUUAGCUCAGUUGGCUCUUUCUACCCAUGCGGUGAUUGCGCUAGCCAUCUACGCAGUUACGUCAAACAACAGCCGCCACAGGUUCAUACACGCUCUGCGCUUGAAUUGUGGAUGUGCCAGAUGCACAACGACGUCAAUGCCCGUCUCGGUAAGGAUAUUUUCGAUUGCGAUAAGGUGCCGCAACGGUGGAGAGACGGCUGGUUGGAUGAAUCUUGCGAUUAA